Molecule: messenger RNA, 4940 nt
Organism: Chrysemys picta bellii (western painted turtle)
Lineage: Eukaryota; Metazoa; Chordata; Testudines; Emydidae
Source: RefSeq, a predicted model, not a curated record
CGUACUGGUGGUCCCCCCAGCAGGGUGGGCAGAGCAUGCGCAGUGACGGGGGCUCGGGCUGGCCCUAUAUAGGCUGCGAUCAGCUGAUCAGCUCCGCAUUGCAGAGACGCAGAUAUGCAGCUGCUGCUUUUUCCGUGUCUGUUGGCCGCUGCUGUGGCAAGCCCCCUCUUGUGGGAGAAAGACUGCGUGAAGGGUCCUGAGAUAUGGUGUCAGAAUUUGCGGACUGCAUCACAAUGUGGAGCUGUGAAACACUGUCAGCAAACUGUCUGGAACAAGCCUUCUGUGAAAAGCAUCCCAUGUGACUUAUGUAAAGAGGUUGUAACAGUGGCUGGGAAUCUCUUGAAGGACAAUAGCACAGAGGGUGAGAUCCGUUCUUAUAUCGAGAAGAUAUGUGAGUUUCUUCCUGACCAAGGCCUGGUAUCUGAGUGUAAGGAGACCGUGGAUGCUUACCUACCAGUUGUCAUGGACCUGAUCAAAGAAGAGUUAGAUAAUCCUCAAGUACUGUGCAGUGCCCUCUGCUUGUGCCAAUCCCUUCAGAAGCACCUUGCUGCAAUGAAACUUCAGAAACAGCUCCAGUCCAACAAGAUACCUGAACUGGACUUCUCAGAACUGGCAUCUCCCUUCAUGGCUAAUGUGCCUCUUCUCCUUUACCCUCAGGACAAGCCCAAGCAAGAGUCUCAGGGGGCUGGGGACGUGUGCAAAGACUGUGUUCAGCUAGUCACUGAUGUUCAGGAAGCUGUAAGGACCAACUCCUCUUUUGUGACUUCCUUAAUUGCUCAUGCCAAGGAGGAGUGUGAACGCUUGGGACCUGCCGCAGCUGACCUGUGCAAGGACUACAUCUCCCAGUAUUCAGACUUGGCUAUUCAAAUGAUGAUGCACAUGCAGGACCAGCAACCAAAGGCUAUCUGUGCCAUGGUUGGAUUCUGUCCUUCCCUGAAAUCUGUGCCCCUCCUGACUCUAGUGCCUGCAAAAGUGAUGCAUGAAGUGAAGAUGGAGUCUGUGGAGGAGAUGCAGAAAAACCUGGUGCCAGCGGAAACCUUCUCUGUCUGCGAUAUAUGUGAGACAAUGGUGAAAGAGGUGACCAACCUGCUGGAGAACAACAGGACAGAGGAGGAAAUAGUGUUUGAAAUGGAGAAGCUCUGCUUCGUGUUCCCUCAAAGUAUCAAAGACCAGUGUAAGGACUUUGUGGAAACCUAUGGCAAAGCUGUCAUUGACAUGUUGUUGGAGGCAACUAGUCCCGAAACUGUAUGCAUCAUGCUGAAAUGCUGCACAAGCCGCAAGCCUUCUCCUGAAGUGAGAAUUGCUUCGGAGCCAUUACAGGCUGGUGACUUCUGUGACGUGUGCAAGAUGGUUGUACAUUACUUAGAGAAGCAACUGGAGAAGAAUGCUACAGGAGCUGAAAUUGAGGCUGCACUUGAAAAAGUCUGUCACUUCCUACCAAAAUCUAUCAGCGAGGAGUGUGUUCAGUUUGUGGACCAAUAUGAGCCAAUGCUUGUGACGCUCUUGACAGAGAUCAUGGAUCCAACUUUUGUGUGCAGUAAACUAGGAGUCUGUGUGUUGACUAAACAGCAUCUCUUAGGGUCAGAAGAAUGUGUGUGGGGCCCAGGCUACUGGUGUAAGAACAUGGAGACUGCAGCUCAGUGCAAUGCUGUCGAGCACUGCAAACGUCACGUGUGGAACUAGAAGAAAUCUUUAAUUCUGAAAAUGUCUGCGCAGGGUUUUUGUUUUUUAAAUUGUGGGAUAAGGAGCUGAAUCUCCCUCCUCUCCUUGUCUUCUUAACUUCCCAUCCCUGAAGUUCCUUUAUUGUCAUUCUUUUGUAGUAGUGCUGUGGAAGGUUCUGAUCUGCAAUGUUGACUUAACAGAAGCUAUUUCUGAUCAUACAGUUUAGUUGAUUAUAUGCUAAAAGAAUAUGCAUUACACUGUGGAUUUUGACCAGUAGGGUGGAGUAUUGACAUGCCUGGGAGGAGUGGCAUACAGUGAAAGUAAAAUGAAGACAAAACCUUCUUGUGUCAAUUCUAAAAAGGAUCAGGAUAGUGUCUAAAUUUUAAAUGUUUUUGUAGUCACUGGUUGGGAAGACCUCCAUAUGCUCUCGAGUGCUCUGCAUAAACAUCUGGCAAGAAUAUUAAAUUAUACACUAAUUGUAAAGUUACAUUUUCCUUGUGUAAUCUUCAGAGGGAACUGUUAAGGUAAAUAAGUCCACAAAUCCCUUGGGCUGGAAUCUUCAAAGCUUUAUAGUUAUGUAAAGAAUAUGCACCUAGAAAAUGUUCAGUAAUAAGUGUGUGUAAGGUCUUUGUGUGGGGUGGGGCAGCUUUUGUGUUGUGCUCAUGGCCAAGUUUUAAAGAUGUGAUCCAAUGUAAACAGAUCAUUGAUUUAUGUAGACUUUGAGACUUAAGGUCUGAUCCAAACAAGUUGUGGGAGUGAGAUGGGCCACAUAAAAGGCUUUAUGCAGUGAGAAGUUCAGAAAUCCCAGACCAUGCCUGGGCAGAGGGUUCUCCUUGGACCUGGCCAGUGCUACAGAGACUGCCUGUGGGGAAUUUCAAAUAUAUUUUAUGAUCUGUUGGGGGAGGAAAGGAGGGUUAAUGUGAGACAACAAAAGCAAAGAUGUGUGCUAUGAAAGUGAGCUCUAGCUAAAAAUGUGUGAGGGAAGAGAAAGAGGAGAGAUUGAGGUUAGGUCUUCAUACACAAAUGCCCUGCGGAUGAGCAGAGCUCAUGUUUGCUUCCAUGGGUCCAUGAUGAGGGCCUUGGUGACUUAAGAAGCUCUCCUCAUCUGCUGCGCAAGCAGAGGUGUCUGCUCACCUCGUGAAGUCUGGAAAUGGUAAUGAUCUGGGGCAUUGUGGUGCCAUCACUACCAAGAGGGGGACUUGCUGGACUACUCGGGAGUGCGUAUGUGCCUGCCUCCUUUGUAUAUCCUCCAAGCUGCCUGAUGGUGAAGUGCUGGACCUUACAUGGGUGGAAAAAUCAACCUGCGUGAGCUUGGAGCAUCCUGACCAUUUCCUCUGGACCUCAUUCUAGAGGCUCCAGUCUAGAGUGUCCCACGCCACAGGCAAUAGGCAAACAUUUAAGGCACAGGUCAUCCCACUCCCAUUGAAAGACUCUAAACUAGUUUUUUGUUGUUGUUGUUGCUUCUUUUCACCAGCCUUGUAGCACCCAUAUCUAUGUACAAAAUGGUCCCAGUAAGCUAAAUCAGUGGAUCUAGCCCAUUUUGCUAGAGGGAGUGUAUGAAAGAGGGCAGUGAUUAAUCUAAAGGGUGGGAACAGAGUGGUAAGGUUUUAUUUCAACCUUGUUUUGAGGUUCACCCAGACAGCUGGUGUUAAGAUGGUAUGUUUUUCAGUGGCCCAGGACUCCAGAACAGCCACCAGGCUCCCUGGCUUUGCCCAGAGCUGCCACUCACUUUCAUCCACCCCUCAAUCUGUCAGCAUCACCAAUGCACCAGGAGAAGCUCUGCAGGACACCCAUUAAUAUACAGAAGUGCUCUGCCCAUGGAAGAUGCACUGAAAAUAAUAGGAGACACUUGUACUAUAGAUCUGUUUCUGGCAGCUCUGUUAGCUUGCGAGGAAAAAAACUUUUGUGUUAAUGCUGAGCCUACGCAGAAGACCACAUUCCUGCCUGGAUUCAUGCAACACAGAACCUGGAUAAUGUAAUAGUACCAUAUUAGAGCAGUGGUUCUUUGCCCACCAAAGAAAUGGGGUCCUUUCUAUAGCCUGAGCAUUAGAAUAAUGGGAAAGACAUUUCAAGAAUGUCAAGGUACAUUAAACCCUGCAAAAUGUGGUAAUACAUUCCUUUUAUUUGUAACGUUUCUUGAGCAUUUUUUCAUAUUCAUUUCUUUAGAGCACAUAACAAAUCCAAUGGCAUACAUUCCCUUAGCAUGCAGUGAGGAACAAACAGGCACAGAGCACCUCAGCCUUCUGUUUUUCUAGAGAAUAGACAACUGUCAUAAACCAUUGGAAAAAUCCCACUUAUGUGGACAUUGACUGGCUCCCCAAACACUUGGCUUUGGACCACACAACUAAUUACCAGAUUUGAGUGCAUAAUUCUGAACAGAAUUUGUCAAAAAGAGGCACCUAAAAUCAAUGUUGAAAAUGUUUCUGGAGAAGAGAAGAUUACAGCUGAGCACAUAACUCUCAAAGUAGGCGUAGUUUGAACUUUGAAAAUUCCAGUUUCAACUUAUUCAGAGAGCUGCCAGUGAUAGUCUGCUUCUCUGUCAGGGCAUUCUUUUGGGGUGGGAGUGUGGAGUGGGGGGCAGUUCUAGCAGCACACUUCAGGAACAAGCAAACUAAUGAUUUGAGUUAACUUAAAACCACUCAGUUGCAGCUUUCCUGCAGCUUUACUUUCUCUAGUUGUACAUCCUAGUUGACUGAGAUCAGUGAUUUAUGUAUUUUUGUUUGGAUCUGUAUAGAACUCCGAAAGUUCUUGUUUAUCAAAAAAGUGCUGUAAAAAUACUAAGCAUUUGCAGUUUUUCUCCAUGAUGGCAGGUUUGUGCAGUGGCUUCUGUCUCAUCCGGAGUUUCCCUGCCCAGAAUUGGGGGAAGAGAUGUUUUCAGAAACAGUGGGCUCUCCUUAAGAGUAGCAUCUCUACCCUAGAAUUAUAGGAUGUGUGAUACUGCAACUUUACAUCUUUUAAACUACAUGGCAUCCUUUUUAUUGUGGCUGGGGGUAACACGCUAGUUUUCUAUAGGUGACAAGGUUUUAAUUGUCUUGCUUUUUUUUGGGAAGCAAAUGAUUAACAUAGUCACACUUGGCACAAGGAGAAUUGGGAGCUGUUCUAUGUAGUGUUUCAAUUCUGGUAUUAGGAACCUUUAGUUUUUGUUUCUCCUGUAGAAUGAUAGCAUUGUCUUACUCUAGACUGGAGGAGAAAAACAUGCAGUUGCUUUUUGUAGAACAUUGUCUUGAUUUUGCACUAAAGCUUCUGUAAUUAACAAUAAAGACUUCCUGAAAACCUGA